UCGACCGCGACAAGAACAUUACCCACGCGCCCACCGACUCGACCCAUCGCGACUGCCGAAAAACACGUGCGGAAGCAAGCGCUAUCGACCCGAAACUCACCGCCGCCGGAUGACGCGCCGAUAAAUCACCUUCACCUGCGCAACUCCCCGCAGGGGACGAGCUGCCCGUCAUGGCCUACCCCAACUACAACCAGUACCCUCCGCCGGGCCAGCAGCCUCCGCCGCCCGUGCAAACGCAGAACCUGAAUCACCACCAACAGCAGCGCGCCUUUUCACCGCAACACUACCAGCAGUCCCCGACCGCCUUGUCCCCGACCAUGGGAAGUGGCAUCCCUCCCAAUAAGCGUCAGCGCCUGUCCCCGAAUCCGCCAUCACCCGCACCAUACCAGUCACCUUUUGGUAUGCCUGGUGCUCCCUCGUUUCCGCCCUCGCCGUAUACCGCAUCCCCGCAGACGCCCGGCUACCAUUCACUGCCCACAUCGCCUGCCGCGAUGCAGCCUCCGCCAUUCCACCAGCCCCAGCCGUACCAGCAUCCGAAUGGACAACAGCCAGCGCUCCAGGGCUCUAUGCCGCCACCCAAGGUCCCGUAUAGCAAGACUGCGGAUAAUUCAGAGCUGGAGAAGGCGAAUGCGCGCGAUCUGGAUGUCAACAACAUCAGCGAUGUUCUUACCGGAUCUGGUAUCGACCUGCGCGCCGAAGAGGACAACUUGUUGCACAAUUACAGGAGCUUCAACUCGCAGGCAUCAGGCUCUACAGCAUCACCGCACACUAGCUUCAACAACUGGAGCCAGCAGUCAAGCCAUGGCGCGUUCCAGGGGACUGGUGCGCUCAGUCAGGAAAUGACCAAGGAGCAGCACGAAGCCGAAUUCAUCAGGAAACACGAACAAGCCGCUAGAAUUCUGAACGAGUCUGCCCAACAGCCACUCAACGACCCGUUUCUACAAGCGAGCGUUCUCAGGCAUCGCAUCGCAAAGCGUGGGUACGAGCACGGUAUUCAGAUAAAUGUAGAUGGUCUGUUUGAUAAAAUUCCAGACAAAGGCCAGCAAGAGAUCACACGUACUACUCAAGCUGGUGCUAAUGGCGAGCAAAUUGUAGGUCUGGAGGCUGCCAGUCUACUAAACCAGAACGCUCCGCUUGUUGAAAUUCUAACAUUAAUUUCCCUGGCUGCCGAGGAGCGCAUACGUACCGUGGUCGAAGACUCUUUCGCUUUGUGUCAAGGCCGUCAGAACACUUCUCAUGGCAUUAUUCCACCCCAGAUGCUUGACCUUGCCAUUGUAGGAGAGAAUGCACAGGAGAAGAUGGUUCCGCCAGUCAACGUCCUGAAGACGCCGUGGGAGGCACCGGACAGCGCUGUCAGCCCUACAGCGACAGCAAGCAAGGGUGUUCCCAAUGCAGGACGGCUGCCAACCCCUCCCAGCGAAGCACCGCCAACUCCUCAGCGAACGUACCAAAACGUCAACCAUGUUGCUCAGGCGCUCACAAAGCGCGUUCAGGAUGAUUACAAGUGGGAGCAGGAGCGGCUUCGCAAGCGUGCAAAGCGUCAAGCAGGUGCCUCAGCUUCCUCCGCAGAUACACCAGCUGCUCCCAUACCCCUGCCAGAACCUGUCACAAAGAAGGCCCUAGCAUUCGCCAAGAAGCAAAGCCAGUCAGAUGUUGUUGUGUUCGGCAAAGCCAAUGAAACUGCCAGUAUGGCGCUUGGCGGCAAGAAGAAGAAGUACUCCUGGAUGACUGGUGGAGGCGGUGGUCCAGCGUCAGGUGCUUCGACACCACGACCGGCAGUUACGACAGGUGGUAGCGGCACCGCUACACCUGCAGUCCAAGCGCCUGAAAAGGCUCUCCUGGGCAGGAAGCGCAAGUUCGGCGACGCAAUCGAGCAAAAUGAGACGGGGGCUGGGAUCCAGCUCCGUGAUUUGAUUCACGUGCUAGAUAAUGAUGGAAAAGAGAAGAAGACGCUCACGGUCAUCUUGGCGCGUCUUAAAAACACGGAAAAAGACACAAAGCCCGAGGUCAACAAAUCUUUACCUCCUUCUGGAGUAAGAGCUUAGGCUUUGUAUUAUUUGCAUUAUCAGCGUUGGCGUUUAACGGGAGGCCUGUGGGGCUGAUGAGGAUCAGAAUUUGUGCGAUACCUUACUUGCAUCAUAUCCCCAAGGGCUGGGGUAAAACUAUCCAUCGGCCGAGGACGAACAGUUGGUCGUCUUCGAAUGGAACUUGUAUCAAAAAUAUCAUAUUCUUGGGCUAUAGUAGCCGAACGCUGACCGACUAUAUCACCUAUAACAAGCAUUAUUUAUUAGAUUGCGACUCGAGUGACUGGCCAUGCUUCUUAGGGAUUGAAAGCCUCUAAAUAUUGACAGUUAUGGAG
Messenger RNA from Alternaria alternata, 2359 nucleotides. RefSeq lists its product as hypothetical. Gene Ontology annotation, biological process: DNA-templated transcription initiation. Gene Ontology annotation, cellular component: transcription factor TFIID complex. Bases 171 to 2045 code for a protein of 624 amino acids. The record is from RefSeq and is a predicted model, not a curated record. Lineage: Eukaryota; Fungi; Ascomycota; Dothideomycetes; Pleosporales; Pleosporaceae. The transcript is spliced from 2 exons.